AUGACCUCCUCCCUCAGAAAUUCGUUGCAUAGGCGAAAUCAUAAAGAGCGCUCGCAGCUCUCUCAUCGCGCAAAAUUUGGUAUUUUAGAAAAGCACAAGGAUUAUGUCCAACGUGCACGGGAUUAUCACUCAAAACAGGAUCGUAUAACGCGCCUGAGGCAGAAGGCAGCGGAUAGGAAUAAGGAUGAGUUCUACUUUGGGAUGGUUAAGGAGAGGAUGGUGCAGGGGGUGCAUGUCAAGGAUAGAGGAAAUGUUUCUAUGCCUAUGGAUAUGGUUAAACUCCUCAAGACACAAGAUGAGGGUUAUGUUCGGACAAUGAGAGCCAACGGAAUCAAGGCAUACAUUCUAUGCGUGCUUGUGUCGUUUAUUCAACUCAUUCCUCGACAGAAAAUAGAGAGGAUCAAGAGCCAACUUACCGCCUUGGCUAACCUCAUUGCCCCGCAUGAUAACAUAGAGGAUGAUGGCGAGGACGCAUUGGACGAAACUGACCUGGAAACACUUCGAGAAGCAGGUGUCAUACCCCCAGAAACAAAACGACGUCCACCCCCACGACAUAUUAUCUUUGCUGAGAAUGAGACGGAAGGCGAGUCAAAGCAACUAUCUCAGCGGCGAUCUUCAAACCAAGUCAAAAUUACGACUGAAGUGGAUGUCGAACGGGCUGAAGUUGACCUCGGCUGGAAGACUGUAGAAAGUGUAUCUUCUCGACGGAGACGGAAGAACAAAUCCUCAGCCGGUGCAUCGAUGGAUAUUGUUGAGGAUACUGAAGAAAUACAGCAACUUAAUGUGCAAAACAAGAAGCGCCUCCUAAAAGAACUCGCUGCACGACUAAAGCGUGACACUCAAUUACGAUAUACGCAACGUGAACUAGAGAUGCAAAGACUUCUGGCAGGUAAGGGAGGUCGGCGAAAGCUGCGUGGUGUUGAAGAAGUAGGAGCUGAGAACAACGAUGAAGAUGAGGAUGAAAUGGAUGACACGGCAGCUUCCAAGGCAAGCAAAGCGGAUGAGAAAACUUACAAACCUCGGGUGUACAAGUGGCGUAUAGAAAGGAAACGAUAA
This is a messenger RNA of Suillus subalutaceus, 1056 nucleotides long. RefSeq names its product u3 small nucleolar RNA-associated protein 11. NCBI's taxonomy places the organism in Eukaryota, Fungi, Basidiomycota, Agaricomycetes, Boletales, Suillaceae. Gene Ontology annotation, cellular component: small-subunit processome; nucleolus. The coding region runs from base 1 to 1056 and encodes 351 amino acids. The record is from RefSeq and is a predicted model, not a curated record. The transcript is spliced from 3 exons. Gene Ontology annotation, biological process: rRNA processing.